Benincasa hispida (wax gourd) is the source of this 726-nucleotide messenger RNA. RefSeq names its product protein SMALL AUXIN UP-REGULATED RNA 16-like. Lineage: Eukaryota; Viridiplantae; Streptophyta; Magnoliopsida; Cucurbitales; Cucurbitaceae. The record is from RefSeq and is a predicted model, not a curated record. Gene Ontology annotation, biological process: response to auxin.
CCCUUCUCCUUUCUCACCUCUCUCGCUCUCCACUUUCCACUUUCCACUUUCUCUCUACCUUUCUGUUUUUUAAAAGGCUAACAACCCAAUGGCCAUCAGAAAGGCGAGCAAAAUGCCACAAACGGCGGUGCUCAAGCAGCUACUCAAGCGCUGCUCCAGCUUAGGGAGAAAGGCCCAGUACGACGAAGCGGGUCUCCCUUUGGAUGUUCCCAAAGGCCAUUUUGUUGUCUACGUGGGUCAGGAUCGAACCAGACACAUUGUCCCCAUCAAAUUUCUCGAUCAUCCUCCCUUCCAAAUCUUGCUUCAGCAAGCCGCUGAAGAAUUUGGGUUCGAUCAUGACAGAGGACUCACUAUUCCUUGCGAUGAACAUGUGUUUCAGGCCUUAACUUCAUCGCUUCUUACUCAACUUUAAUUCAUUUCUCUUUUAUUAUAUAACUAUAUAUAUAUAUAUAUAUAUAUAUAGGGCUAUAGUUUAGUCAGUGUUUCUUUUUUGUUCUGGCUAAAGCGAUGAAGCUGCUGCACUUGCUUCUCUGCCAUAUAAUGCGAAAUCUCUCUGUUUCUUUCUUUUCCUUUUCUUUGAAAUUUAACAGUCGAAAUUGAAGCCACGAUUCCCGAUGCAAGAAAAGAAACUGUAAUUAGUUUGGGGAAAUGCAAAUUUGACUAAUGACGGUGAGAGAGAGUGGGUUUGUUCUUGUGAAUGUGAUUUUGUUGUCUUUCAAUCCUCAA